GAAGAAGAAGAAGAAAAUGAAGAGAGAGAGAGAAUUCAUCGAACUAUCGGAGGACGAGUGGUCCCACCACUCCGAUUCAUUCAAACCAUCUCGCGUACUCAAACCCAAACCCCAAAACCCUCCUCCCCCAAUCGAAUCCUUCGCUUUCUCCAAUCCCCGCGCUAACGGCGCCGCUUCCAAUUCCGUCCACGUCAUCGACAGUUCGUCCUCCGAAGAGCUCGGAGACGCGCCGCCGCCGCAUCCCGCCGGAAACCGCAUCAACGAAUUCGAGGAUUUGGAGGACGAGGACGCCGACGUGGUGGUGAGUAAGAGGCCCGCGAGUACGGCUACUCGCGGCAAUCGCUUUGUCAUCGAGGACGAUGAUGAUGAUGAUGAUGAAGAGGAUGGAAAGGCCGGCGAUUUUAGUGACCGUGAGGUUUGGUUGUCGGAGGCGGCGGAGGAUUUGGAAGAUGAAGAAGAAGAAGAAGACGUUGUUAAGAAGGCUCUGCUCAAGUGUGGGAAGAUUUCGGCUGAGCUGAAGAGGGAGUUGUACGGUACAAGCGUCGCGGCUUGCGAUCGGUAUUCGGAAGUGGAGUUGGGUUCUGCUGCAGCUAGAAUUGUCACUCAGGACGAUGUAAACGAAGCGUGCGGAGCUGAGGAUUCAGAUUUUAAACCGAUUCUAAAGCAAUACCAGCUUGUUGGGGUCAAUUUUCUUCUGCUUUUGUAUAGAAAGAAAAUUGAGGGAGUUGAAAAUGCAGCUAUAUUGGCAGAUGAGAUGGGUCUUGGUAAGACUGUCCAGGCCAUAACUUAUCUGACCCUGUUGAAGCAUUUGGAAGAUGAUCCUGGGCCUCAUUUAAUCGUUUGUCCUGCAUCUUUGUUGGAAAAUUGGGAAAGGGAGCUCAAAAAGUGGUGCCCGUCGUUUACCGUGCUUCAAUACCAUGGAUCUGCGCGGUCAGCUUAUUCGAAAGAGUUGAACUCUCUGGGGAAGGCCGGUUUGCCACCGCCAUGUGAUGUUAUUCUUGUGUGCUACUCACUUUUUGAACGCCACAGUGCGCAGCAGAAAGACGACCGCAGAAUUCUCAGGCAUUUUAAAUGGAGUUGUGUGCUAAUGGAUGAAGCUCAUGCUUUGAAGGAUAAGAGCAGUUACCGGUGGAAAAACUUGAUGUCAGUAGCAAGAAAUGCAAGACAGCGUCUGAUGCUGACAGGGACACCGUUGCAAAACGAUUUGCAUGAGCUGUGGUCGAUGUUGGAGUUUAUGAUGCCCGAUCUUUUUCAAACUGGAGAUGUUGACUUAAAAAAGUUGUUAAAUGCAGAAGAUGGAGACUUGAUUGGUAGAAUGAAGUCCAUUUUGGGGCCAUUCAUCUUAAGGCGGUUAAAAGCAGACGUAAUGCAGCAGCUAGUUCCAAAGACGCAGAAGGUUGAGUAUGUUCACAUGGUAAAAGAACAAGAGGGUGCUUAUAAAGAAGCAAUUGAGAAUUAUCGUGCUAUAUCUCAAGCUCGUAUGAAGUCUUCAGAAAGUUCCCUAGUUAAUAUAGCUCGGAUCCUUCCUCGACGUCAAAUAUCUAAUUAUUUUCUCGAGUUUCGUAAGAUAGCAAAUCAUCCUUUAUUGGUUAGACGCAAUUACACAGAUGGUGAUGUUGUUCGUUUUGCUAAAAUUUUGCACCCAAAAGGUGUAUUUGGUUCAGAAUGUACAUUGGAACGUGUAAUCGAAGAGCUUAAGGGCUAUAAUGACUUCAAUAUUCAUCGGCUUAUGCUUUACCACGGUGAUUCUCCUUCAGAUGGAAUUCUUUCUGACGAACACGUUAUGUUUUCCGCCAAGUGUCGGGCAUUGGCUGAGCUUCUCCCUGCACUGAACCGCUGUGGGAGUCGUGUUCUUAUUUUUAGUCAAUGGACUUCAAUGCUUGACAUAUUGGAGUGGACUUUGGAUGUGAUCGGUGUCACCUAUAGGCGGCUUGAUGGAAGUACGCAGGUGACAGAGAGACAGACAAUAGUGGAUACAUUCAACAAGGACACUUCUAUAUUCGCAUGUCUGUUGUCCACAAGGGCCGGUGGGCAGGGUCUGAACUUGAUCGGAGCAGAUACUGUUAUCAUUCAUGACAUGGAUUUUAAUCCCCAGAUUGAUCGACAGGCUGAAGACCGCUGUCAUCGUAUUGGUCAGACUAAGCCCGUCACAGUUUACAGGCUUGUGACAAAGGACACGGUAGAUGAGAACGUUUACGAGAUUGCAAAAAGAAAGCUAAGACUGGAUGCUGCUAUGCUGGAGGCUGGAGUAGAAGACGAGAAUGAAGGUGAGGUGCCCGAUAAAACUAUGGCUGAGAUUUUAUCUUCAUUGUUGUUGCGAUAACUUUACGUCUCUAGGCCUCGCUUGAUAGUUGAUUCACACUAAAUUUCUCCCAUUCCCGAAUAGGUCUAAAUUCUGUGCUAUAUUAAAUUUUAGUAACGAUGAGAGUCCGAUUAUAAGUUAGUCGAGUAUUUGAAAUU
Erythranthe guttata (spotted monkey flower) is the source of this 2460-nucleotide messenger RNA. Lineage: Eukaryota; Viridiplantae; Streptophyta; Magnoliopsida; Lamiales; Phrymaceae. The record is from RefSeq and is a predicted model, not a curated record.